Pisolithus orientalis is the source of this 1107-nucleotide messenger RNA. RefSeq lists its product as uncharacterized. NCBI's taxonomy places the organism in Eukaryota, Fungi, Basidiomycota, Agaricomycetes, Boletales, Pisolithaceae. The coding region runs from base 420 to 1073 and encodes 217 amino acids. The transcript has 2 exons. The record is from RefSeq and is a predicted model, not a curated record.
UUAGGUCACGUACCUGGGUCUGUGCUCUAAAAAAUCCGCGCACAGGCCAGCGAGAUCUUUGUCUUCUCGCCUUCGAGGUAUACAUCUCCCAUUCACGAGCCUUGGUAACCCCCAACAUUCAAUGACACGGUUUACGAUUCUCACGCAUUCUUCAAUUGGUAAGUGGAGGGAGCAAUAUUGAAUUCGGGAAAUCAACCGGGUGCAAUCUCCCAAUAUUCCCGCCGGGCCGAGCCGUAACUCCAUCGUGGUCCCCGCAGCCAUGGGUCCUUUGCUCCCGGAUGGCAAAACUCGCGUCUGCGACCGAACACGGCCAUGCGUGGUCUGAUGCCAUCAGCUACUAGUGCAAACGCUCGAUACGCUAAACAUUUCCAGUGCACAAUUUACAACCGCAAAUCCGUCGUAUUUGCGCCUCGUAGCCCAUGGCGCUGCAACACUGGUGUAUUUCCUCCCGUCUUCAUGGCACUUCUCCAUCCACUAUCUUCUUGUCCAGUCUACAUCAAGUCGAUGUGACGUGGAUAUCGCCACAUAAUCGUUGCGGUUUUGUAUUCUGCCAUCGACUGCCUUCUCCCAUCGACUCGACACUAAGUCCCUGCCACCGAUACGUAUUCGUGUUCAACUUAACGAGGCUGCUCCGCGAGUUUCAUCCCGUGGUCUUUACCCGAUACUGCCGAAAUUCUAACCGGUUCAAUACAUACCCACAUAACAUGCGUGCUUUUUUACUGGGUUCUACGCUAUGGAACAUCCACGCAACGUCCAAUGGCAAGAAUGCAUUCUCACCUUCGAAGGUGCAUAGGAGGCGGUAUAUGUGCGUAAUGCGGGAAUUCCCACUUCAUCUCCCAUCGCUUAUAACGGGUAUGGAUGCUCAAGUCUGGUCACCCGGCACCUGUAAUUGCCGCCACGACGAAAUGAUUCGGGGUUAUUUCCUUGUCUCUUCUCGCCACAUACGCGCCUUAUACUAUAUGGUAUUAAUGUUCGGUACGCUAAACACACCUACAGGAACACUAAUUGUACUCUGGGCACAACCCGUAAAGUUUAAACCAUCGAAGAAGAUUUAUGUCUACGUAGGGCACUAGCGACGAACAUCUCCGAUCUCUGUCGGCCGAAAAU